Messenger RNA from Daphnia magna, 2161 nucleotides. Its product is annotated as SEC14-like protein 2. The record is from RefSeq and is a predicted model, not a curated record. Lineage: Eukaryota; Metazoa; Arthropoda; Branchiopoda; Diplostraca; Daphniidae. Gene Ontology annotation, cellular component: cytoplasm. The coding region runs from base 694 to 1971 and encodes 425 amino acids. The transcript has 17 exons.
GGACCUACAAAACGAUCAAUUCUCGAGGGCAACGGAUACAUUAGGCAUUCAAUUGACAUUUCCAAGGGCAUCAGGCCAAUCCUGAAAGUGAGUCAACAAUCAAGUUUGGAAUUUUAAUUUCUUUUUCCUAUCUCAACAGUUUCCACAAAGAGGAGGCAUUUAGUCAUCAUUCAAGAAUUUUUCUUAACUUUCUAAAUAUCGCGAUUCAAUACGUUUUGAUUGGACCCUGCUUUCAAUUUUCAAGUGAGUUAAAUAUCAUCGUGAAGGAUUGCAAAUUGCAUAACACGUGUGCCGAUUACGUUCUUGAUGGCUGACCGGUGAAUAGCGCAAGAUUCAGACGUUUAGCUCGAGCAUGGAAAAUACCCAAACAGUGAACCCUAAUUGCUUGUUUCUAAUAAUCGACUUAAGAACAAAGCUUAACGUUUAAGGGUGUUGACUUACUCUUAAAAGUCAUUGCUUGCUGCCGCUAACUAGUGAGUGAUCUGGUUGUGAAAGGACUGAUGUGAAAAGCGAUUUGUUUAGGUCAGAACUUUCGAAAUGAUCGAAGGAAAACUGAAUAUGUGUGUUAAACGACAUUCGUGAGCAUUUCUUUGGUGGUAGCCAUUGUUUUCGGUUUGACUUUCGUUUUCAGUUUUCCAUUCUACUUCGAACGACCACGUCUCUCGCAAUUUUUGUGUGUGCAUAGGUUUUAAAAUGUCGGUCAUUAACAGCCCAUCCUUUCACCCCAUUCAGCAAAAGACUACGAUUGACCAGCGUCAAUUUGCAGGCAAAGAGAUAAAACCGCAGGAUUCCAACAGCAACUAUAGCCAUUUCUUCGUUGAUGAGACACCUGAAAUAAUAAAAAACAAAAUUUCCAUCCAGCAGCUACGGAAUGCUGUUAGCGAUUGCAAGCUGCAUGAUUCUCGGGAUGAAUACAUUCUUAAAUGGCUGUCAGUUUUCGGAUUUGAUGUGGCUCGUGCCGAGAAGAUGUUGAGGCAGACUUUGGAAUGGCGGCGAGUUAAUGAUGUCGAUGAUAUCUUUGAAACAUACAUUCCUAGAGAAGUUUUAAAAAAGUACUACCCUUUCGGACAAAUCGGAGUGGACAAAUUCGGAUGUCCCAUUUUUAUGCACACGUUCGGUAGAACUGAUCUUCCAGGGAUAUUGUUGAGCAGCACGAAAAAAGAAUUUUCAAAUUUUGUUCUUUUUAUGUUGGAAAGCUACGUUCGCGCAACUAAAGUGGAAACUGAACGAACAGGUAGACAAAUCACAAGGUCGACGUAUAUUUUCGACUACGAAUGCGUGACUUUCAAGGAUUUGUCCAGAAAAUGCGUGCUAGAGAACCUAAUCGAAACAUGCAAGCUCAUAUUUACCCACUAUCCGGACAGUUCUCGCCGACUGUUUAUCAUUAAUGCACCGUCAUAUUUCCCAAUGGUCCUCACCUUGAUAAAGCCCUUUUUACACGAAAGCGACGUCCCCAAAAUUAAAAUAAUCGGCAAUAACAAAAAUGAAUGGUUGGCCGCUCUGCUAGAAGAAAUUGAAGCUGAUCAACUUCCUGUCCAUUACGGUGGCACCAUGACCGAUCCUGAUGGCGAUCCAACAUGCCCCAGCAAGUUUAAUAUGGGAGGCAAAGUCCCCGAGUCCUAUUAUUUGAGCAACAACGCACCUGUUGCCAAGGAUUACAUGGAAACGAUGAACGUCAUGGCUGGUGGCAAAAAGAAACUCAAAUUCAAAAUUGACGCUGCAGACUCCACAAUGAGUUGGGAGUUUAUGACUGAGGGAGGUGACGUAGGAUUCCGGAUCUACAAAAAAGAUUCCAAAGAUCAUGACAAUUUGAUUCCAUCCUCUCGAGUUGAUAGCCAUCUCAUCAUGGAGGAAGGUCACAUAAAAUGCCAUCAGCCUGGAAACUAUGUUUUCGAAUUCGACAAUUCUUUCAGCUACCUACGGGCAAAGAAAAUUCGCUACCACGUAGUUGUCGAUCCACCCUCAUUUUAAAUGUUUUGCGAAAAACAAAAUCCACAGAGAAAUCUAUAAUAUACAUUGAUUUUAUCAUUAAAUAUAAAGAUAUAAUAAAGUAAACUUGCAGUAGAAGUAAAGAUGAUCGAGUUUAACAAAACGGUUCGUGCGUUUGCUUCUAUUAUAUAUUUGCAUAAAAACUGAGUACACUAUUAGUUGACCAAUCAAA